This is a messenger RNA of Sabethes cyaneus, 1017 nucleotides long. RefSeq names its product putative OPA3-like protein CG13603. The record is from RefSeq and is a predicted model, not a curated record. Gene Ontology annotation, cellular component: mitochondrion. The transcript is spliced from 3 exons. Bases 73 to 807 code for a protein of 244 amino acids. NCBI's taxonomy places the organism in Eukaryota, Metazoa, Arthropoda, Insecta, Diptera, Culicidae. Gene Ontology annotation, biological process: regulation of lipid metabolic process.
AAUAAAACUAGGCAUUUUUCAAAGUGAAAUUCUACGAAUAGUUACAGGUUCAAAUAACUCAAAACAGCUAAAAUGGUUGUGGGUGCAUUUCCAGCUGCCAAACUUGGUGUGCUAGCUAUGAAGCAAAUUUCCAAGCCGAUCGCAUCUUUGCUAAAGGAACGAGCAAAGAACAGUCCUUUCUUUCGUAAAUAUGUGUGUAUGCCACCGGCCCAAUUCUAUAACUGGAUGGAGGUUAAAACCAAAAUGUGGGCUAUGAACCUGGGAAAACCGACCAACGUACCGGUGCUAAACGAAGCGAUGGCUAUCGAGUUGGGAGCUAAUUUGUUGGGAGAAAUAGUAAUUUUUACUAUCGGAGCUGGAUUACUCUUAAUGGAGUACCAGAGACAAGUGCGCAAAGAAGCAAAUAAAGAAGAAUUGGCACUUCAAGAAAAGUUAGAAUUACAAGCAACAAUCAACGAGUUAGUUUUUCAGAUUCAACGUCAAGACACGCAAAUACGAGAAAUGGCACGAGUUGUCGCAGACUUAGAAUCAAAGUCCUCUUGGAAACCUAAGAUCCUUACCGAUUUGACAAGCAAAAGAAACAGUUCGGAACAACCAUUAUACAUACCUGAUAGACCUCAAGAUAUCGCUAGUAAAUCGGCUGUCAGUGGUAAUUCUGGGCUAAUAACGAAAGCGUUGAAUGUGAUUGAAAACGAAGUCUUUUAUAGAGCCACCAAGUCGGAAGGCGACGACAAAGUUGAACCAGAGCGAUCCAGCAUUAUCACGAAAGCUUUAGUUUAUCUGUUGAACGAUACAAGUAAUAGGUAGACUAAGCUGCGAAUGGGCGGCAUUAGGUUCAUGUUAUUUUGUAUGUAGGUUAACUCCUAAAAUGUUUUGCUAGAAAGUUUCAAUAAACAGAUGCAUGGGUAGUUUUGUUCUGUUGCAGCUGCUAAAAGCAAGGCGAAUUUUUCUAUAUUGAAGCAAAGAUCGAUGUAACUGUUACCAUAUUUGAGAGUAGGUAGAGAUGGUCGGGUAUGA